GAUACAAGGGAAUUAGCUCUCGUACAUUUGUGCACUCAGUUGUAUCACUUUAACGACGUUUGCUUUGAGCUUUUCUGGUUGACGCCUGCUUGUAAAGCUUUUGGUAUCAACUUAAUAAGCUCUGAAUGCGUAUUCAAACAAGAGAAGCCCUGCAACUGUCAAUCAGCUAAUCGACGUACUGUAGCCGUAACAAAGAACACAAAUAAGUUAGCCAUCUGCUUCGAAGACAUUUCAAGCAAUCCGCACAUCUGCGAAGGCAGAAGCACUCACCUAAAGGAAACACCAACAUCAUGUUUUACCAAGACCCUUUCCUGCUCUACCAACAACCGCCAUUUUGUCACGGUAGUUCGAGUGCAAGAAAUGCGCCAAGCCGUUCUUCUUUCAGGAUCGACGACAUUUUGGUCCCACGUCAACCUUUCCUUGUCCCUAAACAGCCAAGUUUUCAGGAGCCUAGAUCUUCUGUUCCAAACAACAACCCGUUAAAAUUUGGUAUGCACUCGAUUCUCACACAAAGGCAGCGAGAGGAAGUUCCAAUGUUUCAAGAUCCAAGUCCUGAAGUUUUAAGCCAACUGCCAGUGUACUUCCGCGUAAAGCCAACUUUGCGGACACCGAGUGGACGAAGAUGUCGCAAGUCGCGCACGGUUUUCACAGAUCUGCAGCUCCGUGUUUUAGAGAAAACGUUCGCGGAGCAAAAGUAUUUAGACACGUCGAACCGCGCAAAGCUUGCGCAAACGUUGGGAUUGAACGAGACGCAAGUAAAGACAUGGUUUCAAAACAGAAGGAUGAAGUGGAAGAAGGAAUCAGUUCCAGCAAAUAACCAGGAAUCCUCAACAAGUAGAAACGAAGACUCAAAUGCACCAGGAGACGAAAAAUCCGAUGAAAUCGUCACAGAGACCGGAAAAGCCUCCAUGGACAAAAAGGUAGAAUGAACAGCAAAGACAAAACUUGGAAUUAAACUUUGUAAAUAUCCGCGAGAAAUAUCAAUUUCAAUUCUAUUAGAGUCAAGACGGACAACUAUGAUAUUGGAAUUUAAUAUGUUUCAUACCGAAACUCAUAACUAUGAAUUUAUCAAAAUUAAAAACCACGGAAGAAAGUCAAGGUAGCUGCUCACGCAGAAAUAUAAUUUUCCAAAACCAGGAACUUACAUGUAUAGCAUGGACAGUUUAUUUUGAAUGUACUUGUAACUAACUGAUGUAAAUAAUACCUUGUCCCGGUGUAAAAAUUUUGCAUGGUUCUAUUCUA
Molecule: messenger RNA, 1242 nt
Organism: Pocillopora verrucosa
Lineage: Eukaryota; Metazoa; Cnidaria; Anthozoa; Scleractinia; Pocilloporidae
Product: homeobox protein BarH-like 1
Biological process (GO): regulation of DNA-templated transcription
Molecular function (GO): DNA-binding transcription factor activity, RNA polymerase II-specific; DNA binding
Source: RefSeq, a predicted model, not a curated record